AUGGACCCAGCGAUGAAUGUUAAAGCCGGAAUGAAGUCGCAGACUUUCCGGAACUGUAGGCUUCAGAUUGUCACAGGCGAGUACUCGCUUUCCACGCAAGAUGGGGGCGAGUGUGUCGUGGAUGUUUUCGACGACACAAACAAUAACUCGCUCGAUAUUCGCAUACGAAGCGGUGAGUAAUAUUUGUCGACAACAGCGCGUAUUUGUAUAUUCCUUAGCAGCUUUAAGGUGAAAGGUUUGUAACUUAUUUUGUUGACGGCUUUGUCCUGUUCAGGUAAUGAAUACAUGCCUAGUUUUAAAGUUACAAGAGAAAGCGAUCACUGCCAAAUUGGAAGAUUGAGGUAUUUGAUCGACCUACCGGAGCAGAAUUUGAGCGUCCUUCUAAGCUUUACGCAUCGAGAAGGUAAAUAUGAGAGAAUUUUACAAAAAAUAUGUUAGUAUAAAUCCAACAGUUGGGUGAAAAAAGUGUCUUUCCCGCGAACAACGCUUGAUUGCCAGCCAGCUCAUACAUAAUGAAUACGGUUUAGUUAAGCUUAUAUAUCCUUUUGAUGUUGCGAUACUAAUGGAAUCCAUUUCCUAAUAGCUAAUUAGUGGGUUUCUAAGGUGUAUUCCCUUACCACCAAAAAACGAGACCAAAUGACUUAAAAACAAAGACGGCCUUUGAUAAUUUUUUUAUUUACUUUUAAACUACUGGAAACAAAUAAAAAACUAGCCUUGUAACGGAGAGACAAAACAUAUUUCCAUUUCUUGAAAAUGCAUUAUUAAGAUUUACAAGGUGAAGUGAAUUCCAGUCCCUUAGUGAUUGGUGUCAAUUCGCUCCAUAUACGUGUGUUAAUUCACUUACCAUUGCCAAAAAUUAUUUGUUUAACAAAUGAUGUUGAAUUACUGCGUCUGUUUUAUAUUUCUAGUCUUUUUGUAAAUGUUUGUUUUAAACUAUCAAAUGUGACAUUUGUUUGAUGGGUAGUACUCAUUCAAAAGUCAGAAAAGGUAAUUUAUUUAGUGGUACAUCAGUAACCUUUUCUUCUUAUUGCUGUCAUGAUAAUGAAAGAAACAAAAGAGAAGUUUGUGUAGUGUUUUUGCAAGGUGGUUUCAUUAAAGCAUGAAACUGAUAAGAGCCAACAUGAAUCACAGCGAGGUGCUGCAUAGUAUACGCUAAGCUCAUGUACGUGGCAUCCUCAUAAAAUUUAUGUGGUGUUGAGUGAAAAGUUUGGCUGCCCCUCAACUGAGAUCUUGGCAAGCAGGAUGCGAAUCCUGGCCUUAUUACAUGUUAUUAACGGGAGGCUGUGCUCAGACUUUCUUUGGGCUGGGGGACAAUGAUGUUUCCAUGGGCGGAUUGAAGGGCACUCUGAGGGGACUGUGAACCCCCCCCCCCCCUUUUUUUUUGUAAUUUUUUUUUUUUUUUAAAAAAAUAAGAAAAAAAAAAAAAAAUUUUAUAUAUUUGGAAAGUUUCCCCAUCCCCCCCUUUUUAUUUUUUUUUUAUUCCCCCCUUUUUCUCUUUUUUUUUUGUUUUUUUUAUAUUUUUUUUCUUUUCGCGUGUCUGUUGUUUUUUUUUUUAUAGUUUUUUUCUAUGGGAAGGAGGGUGGGAAACCUGGGCUUAUUACAUGGUUUUAAAGGGGGGCUGUUGUCAGACUUUCUUUGGGGUGGGGGGAAAUUGUGUUUCCCUGGGCGGGUUGAAGGGGACUCUGAGGGGACUGUGAACCCCCCCCCCCCUUUUUCUUUGAAAUUUUGUACUUUUUUAAAGAAUAUAAGUAAAAUAAAAUAGUAUCUAUAUAGCUGGCAAGUGUACCCCCUGCCCCCUUUUUGAAUUUUCUGGAUCUGCCCCUGUUUUCCCUUCUUUUUUGGGUAAUAUUCAGAUAUUGCUAUACACAGGGACAGUUGUGUAAUUUUAUAGAGCUGCUUUUCAAAAUUUUAGAUUUUUUUAUGUCAGAUAAAUCUAGAAAGAGCAGUAGAUCUGCUCUUUGACAUGUAGGACAGCAAACACGUGUAUAUCAUACUUUCCUAGAUGUCGUUGACUUUAAAGAGCUGCUAAACGCAACCACUGGUAGGAUGAAAAAACGUUCAGUUUUCAAUGAAAGAACAGAAAAAGCUUCAGCCAGUCAAUAUUUUCAGGUGAGAAUAAGCAAAUGGCUGCUGGAGACAGGUGAUUGAACUACUUUUACAGUAAAGUUUUAUUCAUUCAAUGGAUUUCAAAGUUGCCAUUUGAGGUUAAAAUUUUGCAGAAGUUCUUUCAUUUUAAUUGAUGCACUUUAAGCAUAGCCAUGCAUCCAACUUGCCAGUUAGAACAUCUAGAAUGGUUUUGGUGCUAUAUUGAUUCUUGCAUGGUUUACUGUAGGACGAGGAGGAGGCAAGAUCUUCUGAACAAAAAUAUGAACUUGUUCUCUUUCUAGCUGUGGUUCAGUUUUUUCUUGGUUUAAAUUUUAUCUUUUAUAUUUUUUGUGGGUAUGGGACUGUAUGGUAGUUUCUUUCAAGCAGUGGGGUUAAUUAAAAUCUUAACCAAUGAUAACAUAUUUGACUAACAACAUAGUUUUACAUGAAAUAAUAAUUAUUAUUUUAUCGGGGCAUACUUUUCUAAGUUGCAUCACAAAAAUUCCUGUAAAAUAUCGGACAUCAUGUGAGUUUAUGUAACAGUGCUCUUCCUUAUUUUCACUCCCUAAAAGGUGUUUAACAAAUUUCAAACUCUCAUAAAAUAAGAAAAACUAUAAUUCCUGUUCACCCUAGAAUUUUUUUGAUAAAACAAAGCUCAAACCGAUCUUCUGUUAUGGUUGGUAUUGUCUGGCAUUAUUUAAUAAUGUUUUAACACCCUCAUACUAUAGAGAUUGUCAUGAAAUAUCAUCCCAUAACAUGUCAUUCACCAUGUCUAAACAGGGCUUGAAAAAACUUGAAUUCCAGCUUGUCCUGGUAAGCAGCUCUCAAAUUUUGCUUACUCAGGUCAAGGAUUUUUUUAGAGGAUGGCUUCCCUGGAGCCUUGCCUAUCGGGCAAGUAACGAAAAGUUCCGAAAGUAACAACCCCUUGAAAGUAGCAAACUUCUGAAUGUAGCGAUCCUUCCGAAAAUAACAACCCUCCAAAAGUAGAGACCUCAAAACUAAUUUCCCCAUUUUUGCAAAAAAAUGAUGGAUAUGAUAGACAUCCUGAAGAAAUGCAACACUGAUCUGAGGUAUAUCAAUAAUGAUUAUUUGACAUUCCUAUUCACAACUCUUAAAGUACAGGAUAAACACUACCCUUUUUCAAAAGUAUUCCCUUCAUUUUUUUUUUGCGAUUUUAUUUUUUGAAGUGCCCAUUUGGAGUACAUGUUUAUGUCAUUCGAAAGUAACGAUCCCCCAAAAGUAGCGAGCCUCCGAAAGUAGCAAUAGUAGAAGGGUGCUAAAUCCAAAAGUACAUGUAACAACGCUCAUUACUUUCAGAACUUUAUGGUCGACUUUUUAAAGUUACUUGCCCUGCAUUAAAAUUUUGUCCCAGACCACUGGAUGGGACUUUUUUCAAGCCCUGCUUAAAGAAGUUGUCACUUGUUUCCAUCUGCCAAACUGACAUUUUCCUCUCAGUGGCUCUCACAAGACAUUUCACUUUUCUUACAUGAAAUUUCUCUGUCUCUUGAAAUUUCUGUUUAUAAAAGUCUAAGUCUCUUCAAUUUUUAAGGAAAAAAAAAUCGAAAUGGCACGAGUAGGAUUCGAUCUUGGAGCAUCAGAGUGCAUCACUUUAACCCCUUCACCACCGAGGAUUUGCUGACAAUGAAUGGUUUGAUUUGAAUAUAUAUAGCAACAACCCUAACCCUAACCCUAACCCUAACCCGUACUUUGUGUACGAAUCAUUAAUCUGUCAACAUCAGUUUGGCGGAUGGAAAUAAGUGUUGACUGUUUAAAGGUCACAGGGUCAAAGCAAGUGAUCUCUGGGGUUGUUUUUCACACAAAUCCUCUUUGUUAGUUCUAGAAGUCCUUUGGAGAACAUGGUAGCAUAGUUACAUUGAUUUUAGGACUAAAUGACUCAUUGCUUUGUUGCAGUUUUAUGGAUAUUUAUCACAACAACAGAAUAUGAUGCAGGUAAUUAGAAGUACAAAUUACUUGGGAAUAAUGGUCUUUUUUAAAGAAUGAUUAAUGAAAAUGAGAUGAUGAUAAAAAUGAUAAUGACUGAUUGAUGGCCAUGAUGAUGAUGUUGAUGAUGAUGUUGAUGAUGAUUGACAAUGAUGAUGAUGAUCAUAGCGGUGACCAUGGUGAUGAAAAUGGCGUUGACAAUGACAAAGACAAUGACUUUGAUGAUGGAAAUGAUGAUCAAUAAAAGUAUGCCUGACAAAACUCUUCCUGGAUUGACUUCUUCUUGCUGUUUCAAAAUGAAACUAGUGAAACUGAGGAAAAAAAUUUGUGAUUAGGCCAGUGAGUAGGUAGGGGACAUAUAGAAAAUGUUUUUUGUAGUAACACCAUAACCCUCUCACCUCUAGAUGUGGUCAAGGUAAAAAGUCCAUAAAAAUUUCAAAAUUCUUUUUGUAAAAUCCUAAAAAGUGAGGAGCUCCAUGCAAAAUGUAUGCCUAAGAGAAGUUGCUUGAAUGGUAAAAGUGUAAGUGAUAAAUCACCCUGUCAUAACUUUCCCUAGAGGUGGGUAAGUACUUUGCAAUAAUAAGCAAUGUGACUCUUUUUCAUCAAUUAGGAUUACAUCAGAACAUCAACAUAUCAACGAGCAAUGUUGCAGAACUGUACAGAUUUUCAAGACAAGGUAUUUAAUAAUUAUCAGUCGUGAAAAAAGUGAAAUAUGCUUUGUGUUUUGUGAAAGAUAACAGAAAUCCAAGUGCAAUUUUGCCAAGUUUAAAUACCAGCAAUACCUUGCUGUAGUUGAAGUUAGCUAUGCACUCUGCACUCUGCACUCUGCAUUAUAGGUUAUAAAACUAUCUGACUUUGUCUGUUUACAGGUUGUGAUUGAUGUCGGUGCUGGCUCAGGUGGGAAUUACACUUUUCAUUGAAAGUUUUACCAGUUAUCAUACAUGUAACCUGUAGACAACUAUUAUAACUCUCAGCACUGUUGUCAGCAUGCAUCUGUUAUGUUUUUUUUAUUCACUAUUAACCAUUUGAAUUUUUCUUGAAGGGAUUUUGUCAUUUUUUGCCGUACAAGCUGGAGCGAGGAAGGUGUAUGCUAUCGAAGCCAGCACAAUGGCAACACAUGCAGAGGUACUACUCCUUUAUAGUUGAAAUGCUUCUAACUCCUGUUAUCUCAUACUUCCCUCUUGCUAUGGACCUUUGGAAAGGUUUAAGGUCAAGUCGCCUGAUAUCAUUUUGCCCAAAAUUAUUUUGCCCGAUAUUUUUAGUUAAUUUGCCUGCAAUGUUGAGUUGUCUCGCCUGAAAUUUUAUCAUGCUCAACAACAUCCUAACAUCCCUAUUACUCACCAACCACGCUUGUUUCGUGUCAUCAAGGCAUAAAGAACAAGGUAUAUUACUGGUUCAUUGCACUUGUUUCAUUUCUUCAAGGGUUUAAGAGUGAGAUGUAUCACACACUUAUCCCACAUGUCUCGUCUUAUGAUGGUUUAAAGAAUAUGUUAUACCACAAAAACUCUUUAUAAUUAUUUAACUUUAUUUUUCCACGUAGUACACCUGAUAAAAUUUUAGGCAACAUAACUCAUCAUUUCGGGCGACUUAACUAAAAAUAUAAGGCUACAGAACAUUAGUUUCUGGUGGCAUAACUUUGAGUGAGAUAACUUUCAGGCAACUUGACCAAUUACCUUUGGAAAUAGUACAAGCCUUGUGGCUUAUUUUCCUAACUUUGCAGUAUUUUUUAUGCUCUUCAUGGCACAGUCUGGAUUUUGCAAAUCCAGUUGUCAUGUACGUUACAUGCGUAUGCAUGCAUAGCCUGAGACAUCUGAACAUGUUUGUUGUAAAUAUUAUUUUUUUAUCUCUCAAUUUCAUAGGCUUUGAUAAAGCAAAAUAACUUGUCUGACAAAGUCAUUUUGAUCCCUGGAAAAGUGGAAGAGGUGAUGCAAUAAGCUGGUUUUAUUUGUUAGUAAAACAAUAAUCAUUCAUGCAGUUGCUUCGUGUACAAAAAAAUCAAAAAAAGAAACAUUGGGAAAACUUUAAUACAUAGUAUGAUCUUGCAAUCAAGCUAUAGAGAUGAGCAGUCACUUCAUCACAUUACCAUGGUACAAAUUUUUUGAUCUCAACCAACCAUGGUCCUACAAAUGCGGCAAAAAAAGCAAAAAAAAUUGACCUGUAGGACUUUCCUGUGAAUGAUUGCACUCGGGAAAAAAAUGGUAGCCCAUACUUUUCAUCCAUCAUUGGACAAUGCAAACUAUUUCAAGAAUGAUUGUUGAGUUUCAGAAAAUUUUGCUACCAUGGUAACUUGACAUCACACUAAUUCUUCUCUCCAUUAAACAGUACGUUUCAGUGAAAUAGAAUUAACAAUUAUUUUUAUUUUGUAGGUGGAAAUUCCUGAGAAAGUUGAUGUAAUCAUUUCUGAACCCAUGGGAUACAUGUUAUAUAAUGAGAGAAUGUUAGAAAGUUAUCUUCAUGCCAAGAAAUGGCUAAAACCAGAUGGUAUGUCUACAUGAUCUAUAGUUACUACCUGUGCAAGAGGUUAUUAGAACUCUAUAAAUCCACUUUUUCUCCAAGCUCCAAUCAACUUUUCUGGUAAUUCCCAUCUUUUUCAUUUUAUUUUCUUCAAUUGACCACAUUUUCUCAUUUCCCAUUUUCUUUCUGUAGUUUCCUGAAUAAAAAGUGCGAAAAGGGAGUUGAAACUAGCCCUGUUUCUUUUCUCCUUGUUCCUUCUCUUUUUCACACUUCCCAGUUCUCAUUCUGUUUUUUUUCCUUUGCCCCAAUUCACACCCUUCUUUUUAUCUUUUUUCCCAGUUAGUUCCUGUCUCUUCCUCCCAUUUCCCAACAUCCACCCCAUACCAUAAUGAGUUAUUUUCUUGGGAUUAUAUUUAAAAGCACAGUCCAACUUUCCUUUUAGCAAAAUUUCUUCCUGAAUUUUUUUAAACACUCAGAGUUCCCUUUCUUAUCAGGAUUGUCAAAAGUAACCAGCUGCUGGUGAAAAUCGCCGCCUACUUGGUUAGUAGCGGCCAGCUACUCUGCUUGGCAUUUCUUUACGAAUGAUGUUUUUUAAAUAAGAUAUCCCUGGACUGGUCACUUACUUUGACAACUCAGCUGUCUACGUCAAAACUUUCUGACAACCCUGAUUAUUUUUUCUUUCUUUCAUUCUUUCUUUUUUUUUCCCCUUUGUUACCAGGUAAAAUGUUCCCUACCAGAGGAGAUCUUCACGUUGCUCCAUUUUUUGAUGAUGCUCUAUACAUGGAACACUUUUCAAAAGCUAACUUCUGGUUGGUAUUUGCUGUAUAAAGUUAAAGUAAAUGAAUAAAUAAAUAAUGAUUUGAGGUAGGACAUCCACAGAGUGGUACUUUGUUUACCUGAUUCCUGGUUGAAUUGGAAUUAUUUUGGAAGUGUUGGUUUUUUAAGAGAGGGGAAAACUGGAGUACCCGGAGAAAAACCUCUCACAACAAAGGAGAGAACCAACACAGGGUUGUCAAAAGUAGCUGGCUGCUGGCAAAAAUAGCCACCUACUUGGUUAGUAUUGGCCGGCUACUCUGCUUGGCAUUUCUUUACAGAUGACGUUUUUUAAAUAAAAUAUCCCUGGACUGGCCGCUUACUUUGACAACUAAGCAGUCUACUUCAAAACUUUCUGACAACCCUGUAACAACAAGCUCAACCCACAUAUGGUAUCGACGCUGGGAUUUGAACCCGGGCCACAUUUGCGGGAGGCAAGUGCUCUUACCACUACGCCAUCCUUGCUCCCCAUAAAGCAGUGGUUAGUGCCAUAUUUGAGAUUUGUUUUCAGAAUAAUGAAGUAGGUUUCCAAUCAGUAAAUUUUAUACAUGUGUAUGUUUACAGGUCAAAUUUGACUUCAGGUUAAUGUUGAUUUAACCAGGGUUGAUCCUCAAUUUCCUGUGACUCUUAGCCCUUAAAAGCAAAGGAAAUUAAGAGUCAACCAAGGUUAAAAACUUUUAGCCUUGAAACAAAUUUGACCUGUAACAUAUACAUACUGAAUUGUGUUCCAUAUUAUUUGUUUAGGUAUCAAAAUUCAUUUUAUGGAGUGGAUCUGUCAAAUCUGAGAGACUCGGCCUUAGAGGAAUAUUUUCGACAACCGAUUGUUGUAUGUAUUACUGUUUCCUUUAUAAAAUGAUUUAAUACAGUGUAUGACUUUUGCAUUCUGAUCAAAAAAGGCCUAACACUUAAGCUGUAAGGAUGCACAUGAUAAAAAAAGUGACGAAAGAUUUACUAAUAUCAUUUUCUGAAUAACUUGAAUAAACAUAAUACUAUACAAUCUUGCUACUUCUCAUCUGUGUUUCUAUCAAGAAAUGUUAAAGUUCUAUUAUUUUCUUUAAAUGGUCACAUUGUGUGAUUUCUCCUACAGCCAUGAUAGUUUUCACCAUGUUAAAAACAUGUUUUCAUAUUUAACUUUGAGCUUUGUAGGGUCCAGCUUGUAAUAUAGAAAUUACUCUGACUAUUACAAUAGAGAACUCUUGCCAAAGUCAAGUGUUUAGCACAAAACAUGUAAUAAUGAUCCUUAAAAAUAGGAAUUUUUUGUGAAAUUAUCUGUUAGAUACAAAUCUUUCUUUUGUGAAAUUCUCUUUAGGAUACUUUUGAUGUACGCAUUCUGAUGGCCAAGCCUGUGACACAUACUGUAGACUUUCUUAGUGCAGCUGAAGAAGAUCUACACAGGUACACCAACUUUCAUCAGUUGGUAUUGUUUUUGUUUUCUAACUGCAUGGCAGUGGCAUCUUGCAUUCAAUUAUUAGAUCAAUUGAUGUUAAAAUUUGCCAUGUUAUGCACAGUGUAAAAAUCUUUUAUUAUCAUAUAUCAGUAAACUUUUGAACUAACAUGUCUUGGAGGUUUUUUGUAACCAUUAAUUUGAAUGUUAAAAUUUCAGGAUAGAAAUUCCCCUUCACUUUGUAGUACAUUCAGCUGGCACUGUUCACGGUCUUGCUUUCUGGUUUGAUGUUUUAUUUCAAGGUAGCAGGUAAGUUGUUGUGAUCAAAAUUUAUUAAUUUGAUGAUUGUGUCUGAAGUAUGCAUGGCUUAUGUUAAUAUUAUUUUGUAUUAAACAAUGGCAAAAUAAGCUGAAGUGAAGUCACUAUAUAUCAUAUCCUAUUUAAAUUUGACUUGAAUAUUUUAUCAAGCUUUUGAAAUAAAACUUAUACCUAAAUGCACAUUUUUAUCAUAUACUUCUUUGUUAAUUCAAGGGUAUUUUGCUGAGUAAAUCAAAUCAUGAUUUUCAGAUACUCAUUACAUAUUAAAAAUUUGUUUUACUUAUAUUAAUUUUUUUGUCCCAAAUUGUCAAUUGGUACUUAUUUCAAAACUUAUAAACUAUUGUUCUACAGAUCCUUGUUUAUUUUUCCCCUUUUUGGUGAUUAAAGAUUGUAUUUGUUCCUUAUAAAGUGAUGUUUUACUUUGCCUGACAGUGUUCCAGUAUGGCUUUCCACUGCUCCUCAGGAACCCCUUACUCACUGGUAUCAGGUAAAACAAAAUAUUUGCAAUUCUUCUUCAACAGAGACCUUCUGAUAGGGCUCAAAAAAUGUUGUAAAUUAUGUAGAAAUUCCAGAAGAUUUAAUUACGUGGCAAACUAUACACUAUAUUUAAGUUGUUUCUUUCUUUCUGUCUUUAAUGAAAGCUUAUUACAUUGAUUGCAACCAUUAUCUUGAAAGACAAAAACAACCUCUCCAACUUCUACCUCUCUCUUGGAAUCAUUAAUAACAAUAUUGGUUGACUAGCCCUAAAUCUCUGUCAGUUGAAGCGUCCUACAUGGCAGAAGAGCAUUACUUUCAAGAAUAGUAUCAUCCCUAGCACUGCAAAAUACACCUGCUUUGUAGGUUAAUUUGUUCCAUAACUAAUAUAAUUUCUGUUUUAGGUUCGAUGUCUUCUUCGAAGUCCAUUAUUUGUAAAGGUUGGACAGUCCCUGUCAGGAAAAGUACUUCUCAUAUCAAACAGAAGGUACAGAUAA
This is a messenger RNA of Porites evermanni, 9966 nucleotides long. NCBI's taxonomy places the organism in Eukaryota, Metazoa, Cnidaria, Anthozoa, Scleractinia, Poritidae. The record is from the annotation of a GenBank genome assembly.